AUGGAAAAAAAUAAUAUUAAUAAUACUCCAGCCAGCAUAGUGCCGGAAUGGGUAAAAAGCGAAUUAUUUGAGAGUGUGCUGAAGGACUCGAUCGAGGGCUACUCAAAAAUUAAGAGUUUCACGGCCAACGGCGACAUAGGACCAGGCGAAAACUUUGGAUCGGUCAUGCUGCGAGUGACCAUAGAAAUCGAACUGGUAGACGGCAAGGAUAAGACAGUGUCCUAUAUGCUUAAGUUACCGUAUCAGAUGGAGUUAUUUCAAAAGUUGAUGCAGAGCAACAAUUUCUUUGAAGUUGAGAAUAGUAUGUAUAAUAUUUAUGUGCCGGAGCUGGAGCAAAUCUAUCGGAAUGCCGGCUUGGAGCUGAAAUUUGGUCCAAAAGCCUAUCAACUGAAGGGUGCCAAGAGCGAUUAUAUUUUGUUAGAGGAUCUAACAGUCAAUGGCUUUAGGAACAUGAACCGUCUGGAGGGACUGGACCAGGUGCACGUUGAAACGACUCUUAAGAGAUUGGCUCAGUGGCAUGCCGCAUCCGCAGUUCGUGUGGCCACCAAGGGCGCCUAUCCGCAUCAGCUGAUAACUGGCAUCUUAAAGGAGCAGAACCGCGCGAUGAUGACCGAGAUAAACAAGCCAAUAGCACAGAACUUUGUCGAUAGCUGUGCCAACUACGACGGCAAUGAGGAGUACAUAGAGACUUGCUCUAUGUACUCCUCAUUGCCAGCAAUGCAGCCCACACUUGUAGAUCGCACGUUUCGCAUGGCUAAGCCGGAUCCAGCCGAGUUUAAUGUCUUGAACCAUGGAGACUUUUGGUGUAAUAAUAUGAUGUUUACCCACGAUACUUUUGGCAAGCUGAAGGAUAUAUUGUUCGUGGAUUUCCAAACUCCCAAGUACGGUACUUUUGCCCAGGAUUUGUACUACUUCCUGCUUUCCUCUACCAAGCUCGAGGAUAAGCUGCUCAAAUUCGACUACUAUGUCAGGGUCUAUCAUGAGAACCUUGUUAAGUCACUAAAACUACUUAAAUAUGAAAGUACUGUGCCUUCUCUAGGGCAGACACAUGUAUCGCUCAUCAAGUACAGCCUUUUUGGAUAUCUGACUGCCACGGGCGCUUUAGCUGCCGCACUGUUGGAACCCUGCGAGGAGGUCAAUAUUGAUAUGUUUCUUGGCGACUCCAAGGAGAGCGCCAACUUUAGGAGCAUGAUCACGGCAAACCCGCGAUAUCGAAAGCAUAUCGAGAUAGUGUUACCCUGGCUAUUGAAUCGUGCUUCAAAAAUGUCAUCGAACAGUCAAACAACAGUCGAGACACCCGAAUGGGUCAAUGCCGAACUGUUUGAGCAGUUGCUUAAGAAUACAGUCAAAGACUUUCAAAAUAUUAGAUCGUUUAAGGCUAUGCCUGGCACAAAACCCGGUGAUAAUUAUGCAACGCUUAUGCUGCGUAUAGAACUUGAAGUGCAACUAAAAGAUAAUACUAUAAAGCCCGUAUCGUACAUGCUAAAAGUACCACUAAAUUCAGCGGAAUAUCAGGAAACUUUUGGAAAGAACAAGUUCAGUAUGUUCGAUAUCGAACGUGAUAUGUUUAUGAUAUACGUGGAGGAAUUCAAGCAGCUCUAUCGCAAUGUUGGCUUAGAGGUAGAGUUCGGGGCCAAGUGCUAUAAGCUUGAUACGCCGAAUGAACACGUACUGCUGGAGGAUCUACGACCUAGAGGAUUCCAAUCAGUUGUUCGUAAGGCAGGAGUUGAUGAGGAACAUACCAUAUCAGUGCUCACAAAGCUGGCUCAGUGGCAUGCGGCGUCAGCUGUUCGGGUAGACAGAAAGGGUCCCUAUCCUAGUCAGAUAAGUGAUGGUAUUUUCAAUGAGGACGGCAAAGAGUUGAUAAGUAAAUUAACAGAUAGUAUGGUUCCCUACAUACUUAAUACCCUAACUACGAUUGAGGGACAUGAAGCAUACUAUGAGGAUAUAAAGAGUUUGGCCGGUCACAUUACGGAAAAAGUUCUACAAGUGGGCGUCAUUGAUCCAGCCGAGUUUAAUGUACUGAACCACUCGGAUUGCUGGCUGAGCAAUAUUAUGUUUCUCUAUGAUAGAGAAUCAGGAAAACUCUUGGACUCCUAUCUGGUCGACUACCAAAUGUGUAAAUAUGGCAGCGUAGCAAUCGACCUGAUUUCAUUCCUGUUAUCAUCCACUAAACUUGAAAUCAAAAUAAACAAAUUCGAUUACUUUAUCAAGCAGUAUUACGACCAGCUGAUAAAGCAUCUAAAGCUGUUGAAUUACAACAAAAAGUUACCUACUCUGAUAGAUAUACAUAAAUCCCUCUUAAAGAAUGGAAUUUGGGGGUAUUUGGCGGUGUGCGAUGUGAUGGCUGCAAGUUUGCUGGAAGAAACGGAAACAGCCAGCUUUGAUAAUUUAUUUUCCGAUUCGCCAGAGGCCGAUGCAUUCCGAACUCUACUCUACAACGGCAAGAUCUACAAAGAUCACUUAAAGCUUGUGCUGCCUUGGCUACACCAUCGCGGUGCUCUGCAAAAUGAGAUAUAAAGAAUUUCUAUUUAUUAUAACCGAUUUCUACCAAUAUACAAUACAGAACUUUUGUUCAGGCAUGAACGUACAUUAUAUUCAAGAAUUCUAAGCAUGCCGCCUACACACUCAACCACUUGCAGAGAGUGCAAUAGGAAUAGAUCAAAUUACAUGCUUAGAUUCUAAAAUUAGACAUACGAGCGUUGACCCUUACACAGUCAGCACUUGAUAAGCUAGAUUUAAGAGAUGAAAUACGCUUUACUCAGAGUAUUAUAACUCUAGCUCAGACGAAUAAAUAUCAUUACACAACUGAACGCCACCACAGUCAAGUGUAUUCACUA
This is a messenger RNA of Drosophila hydei, 2840 nucleotides long. RefSeq lists its product as uncharacterized. Bases 1 to 2520 code for a protein of 839 amino acids. The record is from RefSeq and is a predicted model, not a curated record. NCBI's taxonomy places the organism in Eukaryota, Metazoa, Arthropoda, Insecta, Diptera, Drosophilidae. The transcript has 6 exons.